Messenger RNA from Schizosaccharomyces osmophilus, 222 nucleotides. It is a transcript of the gene ksh1, whose product is annotated as Golgi kish family protein Ksh1. Gene Ontology annotation, biological process: intracellular transport; protein secretion. NCBI's taxonomy places the organism in Eukaryota, Fungi, Ascomycota, Schizosaccharomycetes, Schizosaccharomycetales, Schizosaccharomycetaceae. The coding region runs from base 1 to 222 and encodes 73 amino acids. The transcript has 4 exons. The record is from RefSeq and is a predicted model, not a curated record.
AUGACCGCCAUAUUCAAUUUUCAAAGUUUGUUGUCGGUGCUCUUGUUGACUGUCUGUACUUGUACCUACAUUCACAGACAAUUUCCCGCUUUAUUUGAUAAAAGAAAAGAAGGUGUAACUACCGUAUUUUGGAAAUGCGCGAGAAUCGGUGAGCGUGCUAGUCCCUAUAUUUCUCUUUUCUGUGUUUUCAUGGCCCUACGAUUAAUGCUUGGUUCCAGUUAA